AUGACUUCUACAAGCAAGUUAGACAAGGCUCUUUGGACUAAUAUAACUCGACUGAAAUUAUUAACAAAAUUAGAUGCACCAGUUAAAUUCAUAUUUGAACGAUCUCCUUUUGAUGAUGAACAAGACGAAGAAUGCCCUACAGUACGAGAUGAAUAUCUCAUUAUUGGAAAAAUUUUACCAGAAUCAGAUAUUUUCAAACAGGGUGCAUUUCAAAUAGAAAUGAAAUUAAUACCAACAUAUCCCAUACAACCACCAGAAGUCCGAUUUAUAACACCUAUUUAUCACCCUAAUAUCGCUGAGGAUGGUAAAUUUUGUUAUCAACUAUUGAACAACGCUUCAAAAUGGAAGGAGGGAACAACUUUAGUUGAAGUUGUCAAAACUAUUGUUAAACAUGUUGAUAACCCUGACGCUGAUUAUGCAGCUAAUUAUGAAAUAGGCAAAGAAUAUAUGGAGAACAGACCAGAAUUCAAUCGAAAAGCAUUAGAAAUGGUGAAAAAACAUGCAUUACCUCGAAAUGCGUUUCGAAUUUUGUUAUUUGUUUAUCAACAAAAUCGACACACGUUUCUUUUUCUCGCAAUUCUUGCAUCCACUGAAAAACAAAUGGCUACCGUACAAUUAAACAAAGAGCUCUACAAUAAUAUAACUCGACUAAAAUUAUUAAAUGCAACAAAUUCAGAUCCUAAGUUUGUACUUGAAAAAUCACCAUUUGAUGAAGAUAAUGUAGAAGCAGCUGCUUCCGCGAACACAAAAGAAAUCUUCAUUACUGGACGAAUUUUUCCAGAAUCAGAAAUAUUUAGAGAAGGUGCAUUUCAAAUCGAAAUGAAAGUAACACCAAGUUUUCCAUUUGAUCCACCAGAAGUACGUUUUCUUACCAAAAUUUAUCAUCCAAAUGUUGCUGAAGACGGCAAAUUUUGUCAUGAACUAUUAAAGAAACAUGCAAAAUGGACCAAUAAAGCGUCUUUAGUGGAUGUUGUAAAAGCUGUUGUGCAACAUAUCGACAAGCCUGAUAUUGAUUACUCACUUAGUCUUCAACUCGGUCGUGAAUAUAUGGAAAAUCGACCUGAAUUUAAUCGUAAAGCAUUGGAAUAUGUCAAGAAACAUGCUUUGCCACGUAGUUGA
Rotaria sordida is the source of this 1119-nucleotide messenger RNA. NCBI's taxonomy places the organism in Eukaryota, Metazoa, Rotifera, Eurotatoria, Philodinida, Philodinidae. The record is from the annotation of a GenBank genome assembly.